AUGGAGAUGCUCGGGCGCCCUCAAACGCAGCAACCUGACGCUCCGUGCCAGAACACAAGACAGCACAACAGCCCAACGAUGAUUAUCAACGACGACGACGACAACGAGAUGAGAUUUCAGGAUGUGUCUGCAGUGCGAAAACGGCGAGGGAGACCUCCUGGCUCAAAGAAUAAAAGUUCCAGGUUUGCACAACCCGCGAGCCGUCGACCACAAACUAGAACUUCGACACAAUCUCAUGAACUGGACGACCACCGGGUUACCGACAUUGCUGAUUUGAUGGAUGAUGAUUAUGUCCCUCGUUCUCAGGACACGCCAACCGGUAAUGUUCUCGACAUUUCGCAACUAAGCCCCCAGGAAGCAGAACAGUACGGUGCAUGGAUACCAAGCGACAGGUUCGAAAGACAGGCUUGCCCUGAACUGAGUCGGGCAUACCGCAAGGGAGUCUGCUUGUAUACACAGCUGAACGAGACAAUGGGUCCUUUCACCAAGAACAAAGCUGAGUCGAAGGGCUGUUCUACCACAUCGCACCCUGGCUACCCGACAGAGGCAACGGAUCCAAUCCAAGAACAGGCGUUGAGUGCUGCUUGGGACAGCAGUUUGAUCAGGGCGGCGAUUGAGCGUUCAUCAACUCAUGCUAGCGAGCUAUCUGCGGUAUGGAAGGUGUCAUUUCAUCGCUUUGGUCUGGAUCCUCUGUCGCUAUUGUCAAUGUAUCACGACAUCGAGUUCGAAAACGAAAACAAUGAGAGCUUUUUGCACCAAGGCGAAAUGAAACGAAACCCUCUGUGGACACACAACUUUUGCGAAAAGUUCAAGCGGAUUAUGGCACACCCAAUGUUCAGCAGCACCAACACCCAUUGCUUUAUUCCCAUCGCAAUCAAAUGGGCAAUCAUGUGCCGCACACACGACCAGCGUGGGUUCUCAGAAGAAGAACAGCGCAUCCUCAACCACGUACAGUGUGGUGGUUUGGGCCACCCAACCGAUGCCCAGCCGAUAUCAAUGCGAUUCUACGAGCAUCAGACACAGCUGAAGCGCGAUGGUCUCUUUAUGACACCGCAUGCAGAGCUUCUGUUGCGUAUCAUCGAUCACACCGGCACACCCGAAAGAUUCAUUCCCAGCGGCAUCGUGCAGGUCAGAACCCGGGAUCUGGGUGUUGUGAUCAAUGCACUGGACAGCCUGAGUAGUCAUGGCAUGAACGUGACAUGCGAGACACACUUUCAAGUCUAUUGUGCCAGCCGAACAUCACGAGGGUAUCCAUCUGGGGUUCAGGAGCUGCUUGAGGCCUACAAGCGGUCCUGGAUGAGCCUGCAGAAGCGCAUGUUACGUGAGGCUGAGCAAAACACUCGACAGAGCGAGCCAAUCAAUGCAGUGCUGGGACAACAUCUGCGUACUUCUCAAGCCAGGAACGACAUCUCGUCAGACAAUAAUGGUCACGUUGUUCAAGGCAUGCUUGGUGGUCAUGACAACUCAAACACAGGACUCGGCAGCGGAGAGACACCCGAUGAAGCGAAUCGGCCUAGUCUGGAUUAUCGUCACAGUCCUCACUCGGAUCAGUCUCGAUAUUCAUCACGAAACCGCCUGGCAUCUGAAGAAGGUCAAGCUUCACAGCCAGAGAUCAUCGAGAUUGGUUCGUCUGAGGAUGAGUACGAUGCACCGGGUUGUAUGGACCAUGAAGCAGAACAUCCGAGUAGAGACUUUGGUCUGGGAGGCAACGAUGGCCAAGAUCUUGCGUUUUACAACACGGACGAUAUGACUAUCGCUGGAAACGACAACCGGGAAGAUCAACGCCCGGUGGCUGCCGCCACAGGUAACUUGUCCCGAAAACGCAAGAGAAACAGGAACAGCAGUCAACGUUACAGAUGGAGAAAGAACAGAAACAACAACCGUGGUGGCCAGAAUCGACACAUGUCAUCGGGUGUAAGAACCACGGGCAAUGCACAGCGAGCUUGGAACCCUCGGGGUCAGUAUAAUGGUCCAGCCUUUGAUCCCCCGACAGCUCCUAGAGUACGGAGAGAAAACACAUCCUGGAGACGAGAUUUGUGA
Fusarium sp. VM40 is the source of this 2040-nucleotide messenger RNA. NCBI's taxonomy places the organism in Eukaryota, Fungi, Ascomycota, Sordariomycetes, Hypocreales, Nectriaceae. The record is from the annotation of a GenBank genome assembly.